GCCAAUGCGACUGCAACGUAUAAAUUCAAUUCACGCGCAUCAAAGCUGCUAAUCUCAAUUUGCGUAGCGCGGCAAACGCAUUGUCUCAAGACAACAACAAAAUACAACGAAUAAAAGAAACACAUACAUACAUAAUGCAGUUUCUGCUUAUUCUCUUCGCCUGUAUUGCCACAUGUCGGGCCGACUUAUUGGCCUUGUCUCCCGAUGAUUUCCAGCAAGCGGGCGACAUUAAAAUCGCAACCAUUGUACACAACACCCCUUCCGCCGUCUCCCACACCACAUUCACACGCGUGCAUAAUCCGCACGGCAGCGGCAGCCAACUCGGCCAGACCACGCAGCCGCAACUCGCCAGCACGGCAGCCACACAAACGGCGGUGCAUCAGCCGAAGCCGUCCGUUGUCGUCCAACCCGUCUACACGACGCAACAAUUGAGUGUCUACCCAACAACCGUUAUAAAGCAUGACUUGCCAAAAGCUCAGUUGGUGGAAAAUAUUGCAUCUCCAGCUGCAGCUGUCGCUGGUGGUACGCCCGUCGUCAACUCAUUGACACAUACGCCGGCACAUUUGGCAUACUCGGCACGGCCCAUUGUAUAUCAGAUGCUUCCGGAAAUAAAACCGGUGAGAGCAAUUAGUUUCGAAGAAUCGGUACCUAGUCCAAGGAAUAAGCAUUACUACCGCACUCAGUAGAAUUGAGAACAGAACUGAAAUGUUGCCAUAAAUAAAAUAAAAUAUAGAAAUAGAAAAAGAAAAAGAUUUUCGUAGUCACUUAUGCAUGCUAUUUAUACUAGAGCUCUUGGUGUUCGACUAAUCGACUAACCGAAUUAACCGAAUAGGGCAUUAUUCGAAUAAUAAUAUUCGGUUUGCACUAU
Molecule: messenger RNA, 868 nt
Organism: Zeugodacus cucurbitae (melon fly)
Lineage: Eukaryota; Metazoa; Arthropoda; Insecta; Diptera; Tephritidae
Exons: 2
Coding region: 135-686 (183 amino acids)
Source: RefSeq, a predicted model, not a curated record